This is a messenger RNA of Pogonomyrmex barbatus (red harvester ant), 2817 nucleotides long. RefSeq names its product tolloid-like protein 1 tolkin (gene tok). Lineage: Eukaryota; Metazoa; Arthropoda; Insecta; Hymenoptera; Formicidae. Gene Ontology annotation, biological process: proteolysis. Gene Ontology annotation, molecular function: zinc ion binding; metalloendopeptidase activity; calcium ion binding. The record is from RefSeq and is a predicted model, not a curated record.
CACGAUGAGAUGAUUCAAAAGAAGCCAGGGUCUAUCACAAUAGAUCGCAACCAAUAUAGCGUAGAUGACGAAUCCGAUGAUAGUUUCACUUUUAUCGCUAGAAAUGAUGAUACUAAUCCCGCAGUGAAAAAUGAAGGCUUUAAAUUUAGAUUGGAAACUUCGACUCAAGCUUCGAAGAAAAGGCAUUUUGGACAUCAAAUUCAUCGACAGCUUUCUAGAACAACUUCGACAUCGAGAUCAAUGAAAGCCAGACAACCGAAUGACGACAUGCCUCUCGAAUUUUCAACCGCUACAACUAUCAUGCUCAAAGAUAAUAAAAAUGUAGAUCAUACAGAUAGUGUCAAAGAAGUAUUUAUCUCGCAUCCUGAAACGAGUACGCAAAAUGCACCCAUUCGACGACGUCGACGUCAUCAUCGCAAAAGGUGUUCUUACCGUCAGUGCAAUCGACGAAUGUCCAAUGACUUUAUUACCGAUGCGUCGGAUGAAAUUAUCUCCGUACACGAUCGACGUCUUCGUUCCAUCGAAUUCUACGAUAUAGAACACAAGUCCAAAUACUUGGCGAAAAAAAGUGGCACAAGAUACGCAUAUUUGAGCAGAAUACGUCGGGCAGCUACUGCGAGAAAGGAACGAGUGUGGGAUCACGGUGUGAUUCCUUAUGAGAUCGACGGCAAUUUUUCUGGCGCACACAAGGCCUUAUUCAAGCAAGCGAUGAGACACUGGGAAAAUUUCACUUGUGUCAAAUUCGUGGAGAGGAUGCCUAGAGAGCAUCCCAAUUACAUUUUGUUUACGGAAAGACCUUGUGGGUGUUGUUCAUUCGUUGGAAAGAGAGGUAACGGACCGCAGGCUAUUAGUAUUGGGAAAAACUGUGAUAAGUUUGGUAUAGUUGUACACGAAUUGGGUCAUGUUGUUGGAUUUUGGCACGAACAUACCCGACCGGAUCGUGAUCGUCACGUACAAAUCAUCCGCGAUAACAUUAUGAGCGGUCAGGAGUACAAUUUCAACAAAUUGACAGAGGAAGAAGUAAAUUCACUCGGCUUGCCUUACGAUUAUGAUUCUAUUAUGCAUUACGCAAAAAACACCUUUUCGAAGGGCACUUAUCUGGACACAAUCUUACCUAUGGAAACUUAUGGAAAAAAGAGACCCGAGAUCGGACAGAGAAUUAGAUUGAGCGAGGGUGACAUCGCACAAACGAAUCUUUUGUAUAAAUGUCAGAAAUGCGGUAGAACUUUCCAGGAGAACAGCGGCAGCUUCGGAUCACCGAAUCAUCCGAAUAAUUCUCCGUCUAUCGAUGGAGAACGAUGCGAAUGGAGGAUUACGGCGACGCAUGGUGAACGUAUCGUAUUAAACAUCACAUCUCUCGAUAUAUUCAAAAGCGAUUACUGUCGCAGCGAUUAUUUGGAAAUUCGAGACGGAUACUGGUACAAGAGCCGAGUGUUGGGUCGAUAUUGCGGCAGUGGCAAAAUGCACGAACCUAUAGUAUCGAGUGGAAGUCGCAUGCUGGUAACGUAUGUAACAUCCAGCAGACAAAGUGGCCAUCGUGGUUUCACUGCGAAUUACGAGGCUGUUUGCGGCGGUGAUGUCGAAUUGGAUGGCGUAGGACAUUUGGAGUCACCAAACUAUCCAGAGGAAUAUCAAUCCAGUAAGGAAUGCGUGUGGAAGUUGUCCGUACCUCAGGAUUAUCAAGUGGCCUUGAAAUUUCAAUCUUUUGAGAUCGAGAAUCAUGACAAUUGCGUGUACGACUACGUUGAAGUGCGUGACGGACAUAGCAAUGAUUCUCCCUUAAUCGGCGUUUAUUGCGGAUACAAGAUACCGCCAGAUAUUAAGUCGACGGGAAACAAGCUGCUCGUUAAGUUCGUCAGCGACGGUUCCGUGCAAAAGGCUGGUUUCUCGGCAACUUUUAUGAAAGAAUUCGACGAGUGCAUGUUAACGGAUCACGGUUGCGAGCACGACUGUAUCAAUACACUCGGUGGGUACGAAUGCUCGUGUAAAAUUGGUUACGAGUUACACUCGGAUGGUAAACAUUGCGAAGACGCUUGUGGUGGAUUUUUCGACGAUAACAAUGGUACUAUUACGAGUCCAUCGUUUCCUGAAACUUAUCCGGGAAACAAAAAUUGCGUAUGGGAAAUUAUCGCUUUGCCUCAAUAUCGUAUUACUUUAAAUUUUACGCAUUUCGAUCUCGAAGGCAACAACGUAUAUCAGGAGGAAUGCGAGUACGAUUCCGUAGAAGUGGCGAGCAAGCUAGGAGAUGACGUUCUCAGAAAGCAUGGGAUAUUCUGCGGUGCACGACUACCGCCACUGAUCACAUCCGAAGGCAAUUUUAUGAAGAUCACCUUUACAUCCGACAACAGCGUUCAAAAGUCAGGCUUCGCUGCCAUAUUUUUUACGGAUAUGGAUGAGUGUGCCAAUAACAAUGGUGGAUGUCAGCACGAAUGUAAAAAUACGAUAGGCUCUUAUCAGUGUUCUUGCCACAAUGGAUUUACACUUCACGAAAAUGGUCACGAUUGUAAAGAGGGUGGCUGCAAAUACGAGAUUACCGCACCUGUGGGUACAAUUACUUCACCAAAUUAUCCGGAUUAUUAUCCUGGGCGUAAGGAUUGCGUUUGGCACUUUACUACGAAGCCAGGCCAUCGGAUAAAACUAGUUUUUAAGGUUUCGAGAUGGAACCGCACCAAGAAUGUGCGUACGAUCACAUCGCUAUUUACGACGGAGAUUCACCAGACAGCCUCACGUUAGGCAGAUUUUGCGGUAACAAAGAGCCACAUCCAAUUCUCGCAACGGGCAAUCAAAUGUAUAUGGUCUUUAAGAGCGAUGCUUCCG